Molecule: messenger RNA, 758 nt
Organism: Zingiber officinale
Lineage: Eukaryota; Viridiplantae; Streptophyta; Magnoliopsida; Zingiberales; Zingiberaceae
Product: LIM domain-containing protein WLIM1-like
Exons: 5
Coding region: 51-638 (195 amino acids)
Biological process (GO): actin filament bundle assembly
Cellular component (GO): actin cytoskeleton; plasma membrane
Molecular function (GO): actin filament binding
Source: RefSeq, a predicted model, not a curated record
CAGUUCCUCGAAGCAGAUCAAGGAAUUAAGGAGCUAGCAGAGACUGCAGGAUGGCGUUCCAAGGGACGACGACCAAGUGCAUGGCCUGCGAGAAGACCGUCUACUUGGUGGACAAGCUCACCGCCGAUAACCGUCUCUACCACAAGGCCUGCUUCCGCUGCCACCACUGCAAAGGCACCUUGAAGCUGGGGAACUACAACUCCUUCGAGGGAGUUCUCUAUUGCAGACCACACUUCGAUCAACUCUUCAAGAUGACUGGUAGCCUGGACAAAAGCUUCGACGGGACUCCGAAGGUUGCCAAGCCAGAAAAGCAAGUCGAUAGACAGAACGCAAGCAAAGUCUCGAGUGCUUUUGCUGGUACCAGAGAGAAGUGCGUGGGGUGCGACAAGACUGUGUAUCCAACAGAAAGAGUGGCGGUGAACGGAAAGCCAUACCAUAAGAGCUGCUUCAAGUGCUGCCAUGGAGGGUGUGUCAUCAGCCCUUCCAACUACAUUGCUCAUGAGGGGAAGCUCUACUGCAAACACCACCACAUCCAGCUCUUCAAGGAGAAGGGAAACUACAGUCAAUUGGAGAAUGAUGAUGAUGAAGAAGCAGAAGCAGCAGCAGCAGCCACUGCGACACAACCACAUGCUGCAUAAUUAUAUCGAUGAAUCUUAAAUCAUUUGAAGAAUGAUGUACUCGAUUACCCUUUUUUUUUUUAAACGUAUCCUUGUUUGGUUUAUCAGAGCAAAUUACUAUCAGCUAUGCAAUUUGGGAUU